GCUUCCGCUCCGGGUCUGGAGUGCGCGAGGGGAGCGCGGCGCUGCCUGGAGGGGCGGGAGAGGCGCGGGGGGAGCCCCGCGGACGCCCCGGCCUGGUGGUCCCGGCAGCGAGACGGGCUCGGAGAAAGUCAAGGAGAGGGAGAUCCGUGAGCAUCCGUCAGCAUUUCCAGGAGAAUGAGGGAGCGUGAGGUGCAGAGAGAGACUUUCCAAGCCUACAGGGAACGGAGGAAGCGUGACACAGACCAGGUGAAUGCCAAGAGAGUGGAAGUGGAGCAGUUCCAGGUGUCCUCCAAUGAGAACCAAGUGAGCACAAAGUGAGAGAAGAGAGACUUGAAAAUCCAAACAGGACAAAAAAGCAUCAGUGAAACCAAGUGAGGAACGUGAGGAACCAAUCCUGCAUUUUUCAGGGUGCUGGAAAUCACAACCCUUAAUUCCAGAAGGUUGCUAAGUCAAGAAGAGGGGAGGGAAUAUCGGGUGUGGAAAUUUAUCAAAAGGCAGAUGGAACAAACAGAUAAACUGUAGAAAUUCCAGAGACCAAAUGCAAAGUAUGGAAUAUUAUAAAAGCAUCCACGCAGGCACGAUUUCAAAUGUGUGCUGUGUAAAACGGCACAAGCCUUAGCAAGCCGCAGUGAUCCCACACUUAGAGGAAGCCAUAUCGAAUUAUGGAAAGUAGACAGUCCUGCAGUGCUGGUGGAAAUCUGAUUAGCAAUCUAAGAAUCCACAGUGGAGAAAAGCCCUACACAUGCACAGAAUGUGGAAAGAGCUUCACUCAGAGAAAUUAUCUAACAAGGCAUCAAACAAUCCACACUGGGGAGAGGCCCUACAGAUGUAUGGAUUGUGGUAAGCGCUUCAACCAGAGUAGUAUACUUACAAACCAUCAAAGAACACAUACUGGUGAAAAACCUUUUACAUGCAUGGAAUGUGGAAAAAGCUUCACUCAACGUGGAAAACUUUCUAUACAUCAAAGAACACACACAGGGGAGACGGCACAUAAAUGCAUGCAGUGUGGCGAGAGUUUCAGUCAGAGUAAACUUCUUAGGAUUCAUCAAAGAACCCACACUGGGGAGACGCUAUACGGAUGCAUGGAAUGUGGAAAGAGUUUCACUUACCGUGGAGGACUUAUGCAUCAUCAACAAACCCACACUGGGGAGAGGCCCUACAGAUGUAUGGAAUGUGGUAAGUGCUUCAACCAGAGUAGUACUCUUAGAAACCAUCAAAGAACACAUACUGGUGAAAAGCCUUUUACAUGCAUGAAAUGUGGAAAGAGUUUCACUGGACAAGGAAGUCUUAUAAAGCAUCAAAGAACUCAUACUGGGGAGAGGCCCUAUACAUGCACGGAAUGUGGAAGGAGCUUCAGCCAGCGUGAUCCCCUUACAAACCAUCAAAGGACCCACACUGGGGAGAGGCCCUAUAGCUGCAUGGAAUGUGGAAAGAGCUUCCGCCGGAAUGGUCAUCUUGCAAACCAUCAAAGAACCCACACAGGGGAGAAGCCAUUUAAAUGCACAGAAUGUGGAAAGAGCUUCAGCUUGGACAAUUCCCUUAGGAACCAUCGAAGGACCCACACUGGGGAGAGGCCCUAUAGCUGCAUGGAAUGCGGAAAGAGCUUCAGCCAGAAUGGUCAUCUUGCAAACCAUCGAAGAACCCACACAGGGGUGAAGCCAUUUAAAUGCACAGAAUGUGGAAAGAGCUUCGGCCAGAGUGGUCAUCUUACAGAGCAUCAAAGAACGCACACUGGGAGCAGCUAUGUAAAAGCAGUGAAGUUGGACAGAGCUUGAAUGAACAUGAACAUGGACAUGAACCAUCAAAGAAUGCACACUGAUGACCAGCCUUUUAAAUGCACGGAAUGCAGGAAAAGGUUCAAUUGCAGAGGAGGUCUAAUGAGACAUCAAAAAAUCCACACUGGAGAGAGGCCUUAUAUGUUGAAAAAGUUUUGCUGAAAGUGGAACUCUUGCAAAGCAUCGAAGAACUCACAUAGGGGAGAAACCCUUUAAAUGCACAGAAUGUGGAAAGAGCUUCAGCUGGGAUCAUUCUCUUAGGAAACAUGAAAGAACCCACACUGGGGAGAGGCCGUAUGCCUGCAUGGAAUGCGGAAAGAGCUUCAGCCAGAGCUGUCAUCUUACAAAGCUUACAAAGAACCCACAGGGGGAGUGGGGGGAGCAGCUAUGUAAAAGCAGUGACCUUGGAAAGAGCUUCAGCUGGAGUCAUUCUCUCAUGAAACAUCAAAAAACUAACACUGGGUAGAGGCCAUAUCAAUGUGUAUAGGGUGCAAUCGACUUCUCCUGGAGGGAUCAUUUUGUGAGCCAUCAAAGGACAAAUACUGGCAAAAAGCCUUUUCAAUGCAUGCAGUCUGGAAGAAGCUGCCGUUUACGUGGCAGUCUUACAACCCAUGAACAAAUUCACACAGGGUAGAGGCUGUAUAAGUACAUGGACUGUGGAAAGAGCUUCAGAGGAGGUAGAUGAGGCUAGGGUUAUGGAGGCCACAUUGGGGUCACCCCCUGGUAGCCGAGGAGCUCCUCAAUGCCCUGGAUGUCACAAAGGCACUGGGCCAAGAUCGGCUACACUCAAAAUUGUUUAGGAAUAGCCAGGGGUGCUCUCGCAUCCAUUGCCCUGCAUUUUGUUCUGCAAAGCAGAAGUUCUGGAGGAUUGGAGGGUGGCAUCAGUAGUUCCAGUCUUCAAAACUGGUAGCUGGGUGGAUAUGGGGAAUUACAGGCCUGUUAGCCUCACACCCAUUCUCAGAAAGACAAUGGAGCCUGUUCACAGAAAAACAAGAGUUAUCAUCCCGCCUCACUGCCUUGCCAUAAACAGAUCACAAAGGGUGCCUCAGUGUCUGGUGGCGAAGACCAAAUGACCCUACUCCAUUAGUGGGUGUAUAUAUAGUGUUAUAUAUGCAGGCUUGGAAAACUGGCAGCCAGCGCUUUCUUGGGAUGCUCAUGGCUGCUCCCCAGCACAGGGCAACUCCUGACAUGGAGGUGCGAAAAAGGAGGGAGCGGGGCCGGAGCUGGUCUUCUCCAGCACCAGACUCGGCAAGCAUCUGUUGCUGUCCUUCUGCGGCACUGGCUAGCUGGCCAGCACCGCUCCUUCUCCAAGCCCAGAGUGGCCGUGCUGGCUGUCCGGCAAGGCCAAAGCAGCCGUGCCUGAUUAACUGGCUGCCUGUAGUGUGUGAAGCUGUGGCCACUGCCUGGUUGCUGCCUACGGCUUGCAAUGGCUCAAGGAAGGGGGGCUGCUGUCUUACAUCAGCUGACUCGCCUGAGGCUGGACCACCUGGAAAUCAUUGAUGCAAUGGGAGGACCGUGCCCAGAUGCUCCUUGCCACACACAGCAGUGCCCACGUGGGAUCUUUAGACCAGGCUGAGAAAAGCUCCAAAAACCACAGGGAGACCAGAGGACCAUGGAAUUCGUGGAGGACCUGAAGUUCCUGCUCAAACACCAACCCUGCAAGGGAGGACCAGCAGCAUAACACACCAGGACGAGAAGGAGCUGACAUCAGGGUCAGCCAAGAGCCCGCAACUGGAGGGGGCAAUGGAGAAGAGCCCCGAAGAAAAGCAACCUAUCGGGGACCAGGAUCGGGUUCUGGCUUGAAGACUUGGAUCAAAGAGACUAGCAGUUGCCUAAUGCUAAGUAGCCUAGAUGAUGAUGCGGAAGGAAAGAGGGGGAGAUUCUUGCAGUUGUUACUCUGGCUGUCUCUGUGUACUUCAGUUAAUUCUGUUACUCCUUUCUAUACUAUAUGUCCUUGUAGGAAGAAAACAGUGGACUUCCUAAUUUCUGAGUUUUCAGUUUUAGAAUACUGGUUCAGUGUGUAAUAGAAUGUUUAUGCUUUAGUGGCAAUGGUGAAAACCCAGCAUGGAUUUCUUACACUGGAACGUGUUAUAUGUCUGGAUUCACACCAAGGACCAGGUAAAACAGACAUGCAGAUUACAGGAGGACAGGCACAUGCUGUCCCAGAUCAGCUAAAGGAGAGUAAAAAGGAAAGAAAUAUUUGUUUAAAAAAUGAUUACACAGGUUCCUAGGGAAAACAAUUUCCAUGUGAAGCCGCUACAGGUAAGGACCACUGAAAGCACUCUACCACUUGGGGUGAUGAUGGUGGACCAGCAACAUCCUUACAGCCAAUUGGCACAUGCUGGAAUAGGCUCCCUGUGUGAGAGAGAGAAUUUGGUGUGGUGGCUGGCAUGGGGCUUUGUUUCUGCUAAGCUGGAAAGGCCCUGCCUGCAGCUUGGAUGGGCAACCACAUGUGGAUGCUGACUGCUAUGCAUUAUUCACACAAAUGGAGCUGGUAAGUGCCACUUGGUACAACCUGGAAUACGCACUAUGGGUACAAGACAACUUGGUGCUGGCCAAAAGACGGAGGUCAGCAAACAUGCCUAGCUCAAUGGCUCACAUUGGCAUAUACAAAACUCCACAAGAGAAAACCCUCUACAGGGGAUCUCUGGACUCAGUCUCACAACAUGGAUUGGCCUUCUAACCAUGGAAACCACCCAUGGGACUUACAGGGUUAGUAGCCAGAAGGCUUUCACAGCUUUCCCUACAGAAGGAUAGGGCACUGGAUACCUUGUCCCCAAUCUCUGAAUGAUUACAGAAUUCCCCAGGGGCCCUUGCCCUAACUGCAGAGAAGUAGUUCAAACAGUGGUGGAAGACAUUGUCAAAGGGGGGGGGGGUAUUCAUUUCUCUGGGCCAUUCUUCCACCAUUUGGAGUUUUCCCAAAUCACCAUGGCCUUAGAGUGCUGUAUCUGCAUUCAAUGUUUGUAGUGAAGCACCUGAUGCCAUUUCAGACAUACAAAGCUCAGCUACAGCAACUUGCCAUACAAAGUUGCUAGACAUUGCAUUGCUGGCAAGCCAGGACGGUUUGCGAAACUUGUGGAAGACAAAACUGUUUCUUUGGAGCAUCACAUUUAAAAGCUCAGUGCUUUAUAAGCUGCUUUACAUUUCAUUCUGGUAAGAGUGGCCUGGGAGGGUUGCUUUCAUGGUUCUCCAACUGAGGCUGUUACUGGCAGAGCUUGCCAACAAUUAUUCUAGUAUUUCUCAGGCAUGUCAUGAACAGAGCUGGCUGGAGCCAGGGGUCAGAGUGGUUGCCCCAGGAGGUGCCUUCGGAAUCGCUCUGCUUUUGUGCUUCUGUGUUUAUCGAAAUGGCCCUCACCUGCACAGGCAGUCUGCACCUUCAAGGUGAAGCUGCAGGGGCUGGGCGGCCUGUCUCCCUGGUCAGGAGGAAUCUGUCUUUUGCUAGAAGCUGUAGCCAAUUGCAGCACCCCAAAAUACCUCAAGACUGGUUAGCCAGAGGGAGGCCACAGAGUAAAAACACCACAGUUAUAUACAUGAACUGGUGGGAUAGCAUUUUUGGUAAGGCAUGGUGGAAAAAGAGGCUGUUGUCAUGAGUCGUGCAUUAGGAGCUAUUCUCAUCUUACCCUGUUGUAUCCCAUGCUUUAUCAAGCUUAUUCAAUCAGUUAUACAAGGUACUCGUAUGGAGGCCGCCCUGGUGGAUGCCUCACCCCAGGAGUCUUCAAUGGGCCGAAUCAUGGUCUUAAAGCCACUUACACAGGAUAUUUCCCAACUCAUAGAAAAGCCAGAGUGUGCUAACUCAGAUAUGUGCAGAAUUAUGUUUCACCUAGCAGUUUGGCAGGAUAAUAAAAAGGGGGGAAAGCCGUACACAGAAAAACAAGAUUUAUCACCCCGCCUCACUGCCUUGCCAUAAACAGAUCACAAAGGGUGCCUCAGUGUCUGGUGGUGAAGACCAAAUGACCCCACUCCAUUAAUGGGUAACUGUCAAUUGUAAUCUGUGUAUUUUAUUGGUUUGCCAAAGUGCCUUCUUGACCCUAUAAAGUUCACAAAUGUAACCUUUUCUGGCAAGCCUGUUCCAGAUAACUUUAGUCUGAUGGCUUGUCAAAGGCAUCUAAUUAGAGUGAAAUGUAACUUUUCUUUAUAGUGUCGUGAUGUGUAUGCAAUCACUUUCCUAUCCAUAUCAAUGUAUCCAAUCACCUUCCUGGGAAUUGUAUUCACUUCCCUUUUGGUGUAUUCUAUAUAACCCUAUGGAAAUUAACAUGGGGGUGUUGCUAUUUUAGGCACCCCUAUAUCCAUGCAUUCAAUUGUAAUUAAACCUGCUUGCCUUGA
Varanus komodoensis (Komodo dragon) is the source of this 6098-nucleotide messenger RNA. RefSeq names its product zinc finger protein 135-like. Gene Ontology annotation, biological process: regulation of transcription by RNA polymerase II. Gene Ontology annotation, molecular function: DNA-binding transcription factor activity; RNA polymerase II cis-regulatory region sequence-specific DNA binding. The transcript is spliced from 3 exons. The coding region runs from base 663 to 1775 and encodes 370 amino acids. Lineage: Eukaryota; Metazoa; Chordata; Lepidosauria; Squamata; Varanidae. The record is from RefSeq and is a predicted model, not a curated record.